Molecule: messenger RNA, 1016 nt
Organism: Sarcophilus harrisii (Tasmanian devil)
Lineage: Eukaryota; Metazoa; Chordata; Mammalia; Dasyuromorphia; Dasyuridae
Gene: BCAS2
Product: BCAS2 pre-mRNA processing factor
Exons: 7
Coding region: 91-768 (225 amino acids)
Biological process (GO): mRNA processing
Cellular component (GO): precatalytic spliceosome; Prp19 complex; catalytic step 2 spliceosome
Source: RefSeq, a predicted model, not a curated record
CACGCGCACGACCGGGGACUCCUCGGCGUGCGGACGCCACGCUAACGGCUCGGCCUGGGAGGGUGGUGCGCGUGAGGCUGAGGCCGCAGGAUGGCGGGCACCGGUCUGGUCGCCGGGGAGGCGGUGGUGGACGCCCUGCCUUACUUCGAUCAGGGUUACGAAGCGCCCGGCGUGCGGGAGGCUGCUGCUGCCUUGGUAGAGGAAGAAACGCGUAGGUACCGGCCUACCAAGAACUACCUGAGCUACCUACCGGCCCCGGAUUACUCAGCCUUUGAGACUGACAUUAUGAGAAAUGAAUUUGAAAGACUGGCUGCCCGACAACCGAUUGAAUUGCUUAGCAUGAAACGAUAUGAACUUCCAGCUCCCUCCUCUGGGCAGAAGAAUGAUAUCACUGCAUGGCAGGAAUGUGUAAACAAUUCCAUGGCCCAACUGGAGCAUCAGGCAGUUCGCAUUGAAAACCUUGAGUUGAUGUCACAACACGGUUGCAAUGCCUGGAAAGUAUAUAAUGAAAAUCUAGUUCAUAUGAUUGAACAAGCGCAGAAGGAACUGCAGAAAUUAAGAAAACAUAUUCAGGAUUUAAACUGGCAGAGGAAGAACAUGCAACUCACCGCUGGAUCUAAAUUACGAGAAAUGGAGUCGACCUGGGUCUCCCUCGUCAGUAAAAAUUAUGAGAUCGAACGGACUAUUGUACAGCUAGAAAAUGAAAUCUUCCAAAUCAAGCAACAGCAUGGAGAAGCAAACAAAGAAAACAUUCAACAGGAUUUUUGAAAAACUGGGGUGUAGGGGGGAGGGAGAGAAAGGGCAUCUUAGGAAUUCUUAAGGCAUCAGGAAAUUGAAUGAUUCUCAAAUCAUGGUAAGAACCUGUUGAGAGAUGGUAAUAACCUGAAUAGCUUGUGAAUGCUUUAGGAAUAUGAUAGUAACUUAGAAACUGUACAGAAUGCUUGAAUUAAUAGUUCUUUGUAUUAUAUUUAAUUCUAUUUGUAUAUUUCUUUAAUAAAUAAAUUUUUACCUUAAAA